GACCUGGCAGCUCUCGGCCCCAGUGCUUGCCAGACACAAGCGCUCGGAGGCUCUGUGCCGCCAGGAUCCAGCAUGGCUUCCUUUUUCAUGGCAGCCAUGAAAAGCUUCAGGGGUGGAGGCGAGGAGCAGGAGGAACCCAAGGACGGGAAGAAGGCAGAGCUGCCCAACGGCAUGUCCCACGAGGAGUUUGAGGAAUACCAGCGGCAGCUGCUGGAGGAGAAGAUACAGCGGGACAAAGCCUUUGCACAUAAGAAGGCAGAAAGAGCCACUGUCCGGAUGCACCUUCGGGGGAAGUACCGCCUGCCACAGAGUGAACAGGAUGGUGCCCAGAUCCAAGUGGCUGGAGGAGAUGUGGAUCUCCCUGAGGAUCUGGCUGCGAUGGUGAAAGAGAAGGAAGAGGAGGAGGACGAAGGGUCAUACUCUUUCUUGGAGAAGCUGCAGGAGAUGGACUUGGAAGCCUUGAAAAGUAGAGCACAGGGCACAUUUGAUGAGGUGAAGGGGAAAUGCGUGCUGAUGUAAGCCCUUGUACUGCUGCCCAGCUGGCUUCCUGCUACGUGAGCCCAUGCUCAGGUUUGGGGCUCUGUCACCAGGUGAGAGCAGCUCGGUCAGGCAUGCAGGUGGGUCCGAGUCUCCCUUGGGGAUGUGGGUCCUCAGAGGUCUGGACAUUCAGGUUCAGGGAUACAAGGGCUAUUUAGGGCCCCAGCUCCCAGUGGUUUCAAUAGGAGUUUGAUGGCCAUGUAGAAAUGAUGCACUUUAAUGCUUAUGUGGGUCUGGGUCUUAGAUGCCAUGGAGCUGGGUGCCAUAUAAAAUACAGAAUAGCCUCCGGCUGCUCUCUCUUCUCCCUUAGCCGC
Molecule: messenger RNA, 851 nt
Organism: Gavialis gangeticus (Gharial)
Lineage: Eukaryota; Metazoa; Chordata; Crocodylia; Gavialidae
Product: complexin-4-like
Exons: 3
Coding region: 73-519 (148 amino acids)
Biological process (GO): synaptic vesicle exocytosis; regulation of neurotransmitter secretion; neurotransmitter transport
Cellular component (GO): SNARE complex; terminal bouton
Molecular function (GO): syntaxin binding
Source: RefSeq, a predicted model, not a curated record